CAGCAGCAGCAACAGCAGCAGCAAGUGAACCCCCAAAAUCAACAGACAGUACAAAACGUACCCCACAAUGGACCAAGUCGUCAAUCAACAGGCCAGCAGACAGUUAAAGAGGGCAGUCGAUCAAAACCCCAACCCUGCAAAGUGUGUGGUAAAGUACUCUCUUCAGCCUCUUCGUAUUAUGUACACAUGAAGUUACAUUCUGGAAACAAGCCGUAUCACUGCACAGUGUGCGAGGCUAGUUUUUGCAGAAAGCCAUACCUCGAGGUGCACAUGAGAACGCACACUGGUGAGCGUCCAUUUCAGUGUGAAUUAUGCCUGAAAAGAUUCACCCAGAAGAGUAGUCUAAAUACUCACAAACGUGUACACACUGGUGAACGUCCUUACGCGUGUGACAUAUGUCAAAAGCGUUUUGCUGUUAAAUCGUACGUGACAGCGCACCGCUGGAGUCACGUUGCUGAAAAACCCCUUGUUUGUGAUCGAUGCUCAUUGACGUUUACAUCGAAGAGCCAAUUUGCCAUCCACAUUCGUACCCACACAGCAUCAACAACUUAUGAGUGUAAUAUAUGUGGACGUACAUUCGUACGUGAUAGUUACUUGAUACGCCAUCAAAAUCGUGUCCAUCGUGAUAUGAAUCAGAGUAAUUCAAAUCACAACCCAUCAACACCACAGAGUACAGGUGGACAAACACCUGGUACUGGAUUUGAGAGUCCUGUUUGUGAUUUGCGUUACAACGAGGGGCCAUCAUCGUUGGAUGGUCUUGGCGGUGGUAAAGGUGGUAUUGCUGUUGAAAUAGCGAGUUUAGGUAAACAGAAUAGCCUACAGCUACCAGUGCCACUUUUGCAUCCACAAACAACUAACUAGUGUUUAAACGGCAGUGAGAAUCAGUCUCUGCCGUUACAACAAUCGUCACCGCAGCUAGCUGUUUGUCAAUCAUCGGCAUCAUCACCAUAUACUAUUAAUUCACCGUUGCAGCAAGAUCAAACAACUCCGCAGAGUGUUUAUCAGCAGUCCCAUGGCUCGUCUGGUUCACUCGACAGUCCAGAAUCACGUUAUUCACAUUUGGAACAGGUGGAUAAUCAUGAUUCACAUCAGCAGCAUCAGGUUUAUCAUGAGCAACAACGUGGUAUACCACCACCUGGGCUCCAUCCAGCACUUUAUCUGUACGCUCAGUACACUAAUACGAGUCCUCCUAUUACUUAUCCCGAGUAUAUUCAACGCAACAACUAGGAGAAAAGUUUUUACAUCCUCUUUGUUAACGUGGCAUCAUGUUUUUAUGCUGGCACCUCUUUUUCUUUCAGUGGUUUUUUCAUCGUUUUUAUAUUCGACUUGAUUAAUUGUGACGUUGCUAACGAAUUUAUCGAGUCUCUUUUCAUUACAACUUUUCACCGGUGCGAAGGAAAUUACCAAUGCUAGCAUAAAAACCCGUAUUUCAAUAUCUCCACACGUUUCCAGAUGUUUUUCUCUCGAAAGCACGACAAACAUUGUUUUUGUUCUGUCUAUCUUUGAUUUGUUUUCUUGUACGAAAUACAUAUUUACGAGUAUGUAUAUUACGUGAUCAUCACACCCAUAUUUAUGUUAUAUUUUUAAAGGAGUUUUUAGUCACUUGGAUCUGUGAUAUAGAUAGUAAUUAUUAUCAGCAAAGUUUAAAUAUUGGUUUAACGAUUUCGAUAUCAAACGGAGAAAAAAGGAGAAAUUUUAAGCAAACAAAAAAAAAAAUGAGAAAAAGUGAAAAUAAAAAGCAUAAAAAAAUAUAUGAACAAAGUAAUGUCAUGGAGAGUGAACAAAAUUAAUCGUCUCUACUUGUGGUUUUUACCCUUUGUCCGGUAGCCACGUGGAUAUUAUUACUAAUUAUGCCAUAAUGAAAAACGGAAAUGAAGAUAGAGGAUAUUUUCACGAGUGAUAACAUGAUACUUUGAUUCACAUUUUCAUCGCCAUUCGUCAUCAGAGAAGAAACAUAAUUUAGUCUGGAUAAUCAACUCUUACUAAUGCUAUUCAUUAUGAUACUGCUCUUCUAGUACUAGCGAUAGUACUGUUAAUUAUCAUUAGCCACUCUACUAAAGGAUGAAAAAUCUAGUUAAUCUGUAACUACUCUACUAACACUUAUUAGGCUGAUACUCUGUGACAAAAAGGAAAUUUAAACUGGAGAAUACUAAGAGGACACUAUUAAUGUCUUAUCCGAGUGCCGUGCCAUUCAGGCCCAGUCUAAAUAGGCGUCAUGAUUUCUCGGGUACUUCAAUCAAAUUUCAUAUCUUGGGUAAAACCAUUAAUUGAUACCCUUUUGAAUUACGGAAUCACAUUUUAUUAUUUUAGUAAAGUUUACUCCUGUUAUAAUCGUGUGCAUGGGGCUGUAGAGAAAAUUGAAAAAAUUAGAAUUUGAAUUCUUUAUGAAUUAUCCUUUACAGAUUUUGCAGCCGGAAUUCUUAGGCAAAAAAAAAAUGUGCGAUGCUGUCCGUUUUCUUCAUUACUCACCACAAAAUUGAAGAAAAAAGACGUUCAAAAAUCGUACCCAAGAGAUAUAAAGCAAAUGUAAUUGAUGAUACAAGUGGAGCUAGUCGAUUUAUUCCUUAAAAUUUUGUCGCUGGAUCGACCCGUUAUCCUUCAUUUUUUACUAUGAACUUGCAAAAGGAAAUUAAAUCUUUCAGAAAAACCGUGAAUUCUCAUCGUCCUACGUGAUCACUUCUUUACGGAGUUGAAUAAAUUUGAAUUAUAAAUGCCAAAAACUUGUCUUGCCUGGCUGUAACGACUAAACGGAGAAAUAGAGGAAUUAUUGAAUGAUUGAUCGAUUUGAGUCAACUCGAGAGAUCAUGACAUGCAUGUACACAUUGAUAAUUUAAUGCUUAUUUGCAUUGCGGUUAACAACUCAUUAGUCUGGUCUGUACAGCUACCGACCAACAAAUUAUAUUUUCGUAAUUGAAGGAAUAAAACAAAUACUGUUUGCGAUAUGCGCGCAUAUGCCUGGGACUUUCAAUUCCAUUUGAUACCAAGUCAUCGGGUAAGACUGAUUAUCAUAACGAACUAUUUUGAUGAGUGGGAGGAGAGAUGGAAAGAUUCGAAUGAGGGAAUAUUUAUGUAUAAUGUUUUGAUGGAGAAUGGAGGAAAAUCAUUGCUCUUUAUUAUUAUUGGCUAGUCAUUGUGCAGCUCUAUGAGAUAAAUAUAAUUACGAAGCUGUGAUUUAAAGUCUCUGUGCAUAUGAACGCGUAAUUCCUGCGUAGUCUAUGAAAUUCGCUUGUAGCCAGUGGCCGUAGAAAUUUUAUCUAAAUUUCUAGCUGUUCAAUUUUUUUUUUGUUUUUGAAUAAUAUUGUUGGAAUGAGUUUUUUGGGUUCACGUUUUUUUUUUUUCGUGUUUUAUGUGUUGAACGAGAAGAACGAAACAUGAGCAAUUUUUUUAUUACUCUCAGUUGUUUUGCGAAUUUUUUCGAUGGAGGAUUGAACAUGGCCCUGAAAUUAUGGGAAAUUAGCGAAGGUCUUCCUCUUUGGAAGCUUUCGUUCGAUCAAGAUAAAUAGUAAAUUCAUUACAAUUCUUUCCGUAAAUUAAUACUUUUAUUUUAUUCGCUGGGGCUCAUCCGAAUGGUAAUUCAGGGAAAAUUAAAAGUGAAGGAAAUUCAUCUGGUACUCAUAAUUUCGGGAUUUCAAAUGGUGAACCAUCAAAAAAUAACGGAACAAUACAACAGAGUGGAUAGAAAAUAUAUUUAUUUUUAAUCACCAGUGAUGUAGUUAGGGAAAUAGAAUUCCUCUGCCAUUUUAUCGCUAUCAAUUAUUUUGUUACUUCGAGGAUUUUUUUUAGUUACCUCGAGAGCCAAGGUUGUACAUAAUUUCAAAUGAAAAUUAUUAAUGAGUGCAAAACAAUGAAAAAACAGACCCACUAUUGAUCUGUAAUGUAAUGGAUUGUGUUGUUUUCUCGUGAGAAACGAAGUGUUAAUGUUUUUUAAUGGCACUAAAAUUCAAUGGGAUCAGUAGCAAAGACGUAAGAGUAACGAUUUGUACCUCAAUCGAGUUUUCGAGACUAUCUCUGAAUUGAAGAGAGAUAACGAAAUUUUUCUCAGAAUGUUUUUUGUAGAGUGAAAUGAGAGCUAUGAAAAACAUCUCAAUAAAAAUUUCAGUAUCUCGGUUGGAUUCAGAGAAAUUCCUCAAAAAUUGACCGAUUAUUUAAAUCGACUGGCAAUCCUUGACAUCUUCGUUACUGAAACAUAAACGCUUCUUUUUAACACCGCUAAUGCGUAGUGAAGACAAAAUCGCUGGGAUAUUCCAACAUUUUCCUCAUUCACCCCUGAAUGAUACUAUGCACUUACGACAGUACAACCCCACAAUUAUUAAAUAAACAAAUAGUGAAUUUUGAAUUAACUGAAUUCAACUGCGUGUGUAACACGAAAACCUCCAGAUGUCCGCCGAAAAAAAAUGUAAUGAGAUAUUCAGCCGAUGAAAUCAAAUGCUAACGAGCCAAAAGUAACGAUGAAUAAUUCCAUUUGAUUAUUUCAAUCACCUCACUCGAAAAAUCAUAAAAAAACUUCAUGAAUCAUCUCAUUACAUAUGAUUUUCAUUUUUCAAAAAAUUAAAAGAGAGAUUCAUGGAAUAAGUUAAACCCAAGAACACAGAGCGAAACUAAAGAAUAAUAACCGAUAAAACCAGAAAAUAUAAAAAAAAAUAAUACUAAAAAUAAUAAAAACCUAAAAACAAUGUCCACGUCGCUCGACAUUGCGCCUGUACCAUUUUGCUUCGUUAGCAGAGUACGAUGCCAUUUAUUUUUAUAAUACGUUUACGUAGGAAUAGUUCUUAUUUUUAUAUAGAAAGGUUUACCGUGCUACCGUAAGUCUUAGAAGGCCUGCGAAUGGUAGAUUACCUAGAUGAAAAAAAUAAUGAAAAAUGCAAGAGGCAAAAAUAAGUAAAACCGAUAAUUACCAAGCCCCUUUAAAUAUUAUGAAUAUUAUCAACUCGUUUCCGCAUACUCCAAUUACUAUAUCUGAGAUAAAUUUUUACCAAACAGUGUCAUUAUCUGUUGAUAGCGCCUCAUCUAGUCUACUUGUAUAAAAGCCACUUGUUUUUUUGUUCAUUCAUGUGAAAAAUUAAUGCGAGACAAUAGUGCUGAAUGCGGAGACGAGUGAUUCUAUUGAAAUCCGUGUGCGUUCAUGUUGACAGUUGAGAUGUAGAAGAAAAAAAUCCUCGAGAAUUUUUUCAUCUCUGAAUGAUGUAGACGUGCCGCACCGAGUUAAAAAUUCAUUUUUUUUCAAGUAUCACAAUCUCGUCAAGAAAGUGUUUUGUUGAUAAUUAUGGAGUGAUUAUUUGUGCUAAGUACAAAGAAAUCAAGAAUUGCUAUAAUUUUCCAUCGAUUUCUCUACGAAUUGUUUUGUAGUGAAGAUGAAAUUCGUAAAUUCGUGAAUAGAAUACUAAUAAUUUAGAUAGACCUGAAAUGUAUCCACGAUUGUCCAGAUAUCACGUUCUUGGCACAUGUAAAUAAUAUUUUGAUGAGAAUGAAUUUUCUGCUUGGUGCAGGGGCUGGUGAUGAAUCGUCUGAAUGAAUUGAAACACUUAUUACGAUUCAUUACCACGCGGGAAACUAUACAUAUAUGUUAAAUACUGAUUUAACGCUAUAGGCAGACUAAUUUGUAGUAAUGACGGAUCUACACGGUUUACGCGCCGGAUUAAUGAAUAAACCCGUAAUGAAUAAACAAGAGUAAAGAUAAAAAACAAUAUAUCCAUAACCGACUUGAAAAUAUUAACGAAAUGUUAAAGAAGUAAAUGAUGAACUCAUAGCCAUAAAUGAUGGAUUUAUCAGCUGUUCGCAGUGGCAGUGUAAAUUCAGAGAGAUAUCUAAACUCGACGAUUACAUAUAUAUUUAAAAGAAUCAUCAAUGAAAGAAAUGUAGAGAAUAGAUCACGCGAACAUUAAUGAAUGUACCUAUACAGAAAGACGCAUGAGACACUUUUGUAAUAGCAGUUUCAAACAAAGCAAAUAUAUUAUUAAUAAAAUAAUGGUAAUAAAAUGAAAAUAAGAAAUGGACGCUUUGACACAGCUCUCACCGACAUAUCCUGGCUAACACAUCCUUUUACGUACAUACUGCAUUACAUUUUAGGGAUAAUACAUGUUCUAAUAGGGUUACUCUAUGUGUGAACUAUAUCCCCUGAGUAAAGUGAAGGAAAGAGGAAAAUUAUAUAUAUAAAUAUAUAUAAAUAUAUGAGAUUGAGGAAGUUAUGCAAUUAUCACUUGUGAGGCAAGUAUGUACUGUACAUAGCUGUCAUUUUCUGUGAGAAGUCCCUCUCCUCCCUCGAAUCAUAUGAAAUAUACAUGAAAAUUUUCAUCGUACUGCGACGAACAUUAACCACUGUUGUAAUAAUUAUGAAUUAUUAUCAAUUGCUACGAGAAUGAAGAUAAAACAGAAUCAAUAAGAUAAUGCUAACGUUUAAUUUUAACUAGUGGAUAAGCUUACCGUUUAGUGGAAGUAGAGCCUCACUUUCAGCACUGUUUUUUGAAAAAUGAAAAAUAAGGGAAUGAAAUCAAUAUUUUAUCAUCAAAAUGAACAAAAAAAAAUGAGUAAAUAAUUGGAUUCUACCUCAAUCCUGUAAUGAAAAAAGUACAGUUAUCAUAUUCCAAUGGGAAGUACAGAUUAUAACGAGGAUUUUUUUUUCGUGUUACUUACACUGAAGCGUCACAUUAGCGAUUAUUUUCUGGCCUGCAGUGACAGCAAACUGUGAUAAUUUUAAUGUCUUACAUUAAUGGUUUAAAUUAAGACUCUGUUAGGGAUGGAUUUUAAAAGAUAUUUCUCAUCAACUCUAGCUCGAGUUUCAGUUGAAAUCUCUGGGCUGUUAUAUUUAUCUUCCAUGGAGCUUAUUUCAAUGAUAUUCUUUCAGUAUACGUUGAAUUGUGAUGUUAGAUUAAGGAAUAUGUUUUAAUCCAAAGGUGAUCGUGUGGGUUUUUUCGUUGGCGUCGCUGCAGCUCAGAGUGCUAGUGUGAGGUAUUCAGAAUUCAUGGAUUUAUCUUUUUUCAAUACCUCGCCUGAAAGGGAUGGAAUCAUCAUGUAGGGAUGUAUGAAACAUUCAGAGACGAUAUCUCCACUAAAAGUUGAAAUGAAAAGGAAAAUAGGAUGGUUCACAUCUACCAGCAAUAAAACUGUACAUUGUGAUUGAUCGAUCAAGCUACAAUGUAGUUUGUCUCGAGAUAUCACCGAUAGAAGAAUAAACACUCGUGUAUUAAAGUAGAAUUAUGGAACAAAUAGAAUACGAUUGAUACCCCAAA
Fopius arisanus is the source of this 7226-nucleotide messenger RNA. RefSeq names its product transcription factor Sp2. The record is from RefSeq and is a predicted model, not a curated record. NCBI's taxonomy places the organism in Eukaryota, Metazoa, Arthropoda, Insecta, Hymenoptera, Braconidae. Gene Ontology annotation, molecular function: RNA polymerase II cis-regulatory region sequence-specific DNA binding; DNA-binding transcription factor activity, RNA polymerase II-specific. Gene Ontology annotation, biological process: regulation of transcription by RNA polymerase II.